AUGGCUGCUCCUGACAUCAACAUAUCCAUUGAUCGGGGAGGCACGUUCUGCGAUGUCUUGGUACAAGUGGCUGGUCGCGAAGAUCUAGUUUUCAAGUUACUCUCCGAGGACCCGCAAAACUAUCGUGAUGCUCCAACAGAAGCCAUUCGAAGAGCACUGGAGAUUAUUGAAAAGCAGCAAUUCCCCAUUGAAGACAAGCUCGAUGGGUCCAGGAUAGCAUCUUGCCGCAUUGGUACCACUAUAGCAACAAAUGCGUUGCUGGAGGGGAAAGGGCGUGAGUUUGCUUUACUUACCACCAAAGGAUUCAGAGAUGUCUGCAUAAUCGAUGACCAGACACGGCCAAAGCUAUUCGACUUGAAUGUCAGAAAGCCGCCUGCCUUGCAUGCUACCUCGGUUGAGAUAGAUGAGCGUAUCACUAUUGAGGACUACGACCUCAAUCCAUGUCCGCUGGAUAAGUCGGCGGAGAUCGUAGAUCCUGCGCUGGUCAAGACUCCAAGUGGGGAGGUGAUUCGCAUUCUGAAGGGACUUGAUCCUGAAAAUGUUCGCGAGGUUCUAGGCGGGCUUCGGUCGUUGGGAUACACUUCUCUGGCUAUCUCACUUCUGCAUUCAUAUCUUCACACCGAUCACGAAGAUCAAAUUGCCGAGAUAGCGAAGGAGAUGGGAUUCGAGCAUAUCACUAAGGCAUCGGAAGUCAGCCCCGUUAUCAAAUACCUUCAACGCAGCAGCUCUGCUUGUUCAGAAGCAUACCUUCAUCCUAUCGUGAAGGACUAUGUCAAGGCCUUCCAAUCUGGAUUCAGUAGUCUGCCGCGCUCUGUGGAGUUUAUGGGAUCAGAUGGAGGUCUAAGACAAGCGGCCAAAUUCCGAGGGAACGAGGCUCUGCUCAGUGGACCUGCUGGAGGAGUCGUGGGUAUCGCACAGACAUGUUAUGAUCCCUCUGAAGGAACGCCCAUUUUGGGGUUCGAUAUGGGCGGUACCAGCACAGAUGUUUGCCGAUAUGAUGGCAAGUAUGAUUACCUGACGGAGACCACAGUGGGAGGUCGAAAGAUCACAGUACCGAUGCUCAACAUUGCAACUGUUGCAGCUGGAGGAGGCUCAAUGCUUUUUGCUCGGCACGGCCUCUUCGUGGUUGGACCAGAGAGUGCUGGUGCUCAUCCAGGGCCCGCAUGUUAUCGAAAAGGCGGUCCACUCACGGUUACGGAUGCAAAUUUGUUCUUGGGAAGACUAGUCAUGGCUUCCUUUCCGGCUAUCUUUGGACCAGAGGCUAAUCAAGGUCUGGACUGUGAAAUUACAAGACGCAGAUUCCAUCAAAUCACCUUUGAGAUCAAUCAACAGACAGGACAAAGCCUUACACCAGAAGAAGUUGCUUCGGGAUUCCUUGGUGUCGCAAAUGAAACAAUGACUCGACCGAUGCGCAAUGCCACUGAAGUUCGUGGUUUUGCACCAAGCAGUCACAACCUGGUCAGCUUUGGUGGAGCGGGUGGUCAGCAUGCAUGUGCUAUUGCAAAUAAGCUUGGAAUUUCUAGGAUCCUCAUUCACAAACAUUCCUCGCUAUUAUCCGCAGUUGGGAUAUCUCAGGCUGAUCUGCAAGUUGAAAAGACCGCGCCCUUCACUGGAAUUUUCCAUCUGGAUGAGCUUGAUAAGAUACGAUCUCAAAUACAAGCACUCAAAGCUCAAGUGCAAGCAGAACUUCUUUCUCAAGGAGCAGAUAUCCUCACCACUGUCUUUGAGGAAUUUUUGAGUAUGAGAUACGCAGGCACCGACACCAACAUUGUCGUUCCAAAGCCUGAAAAUGAUGACUACGGCAAGUCUUUUGAGACCACUCACUUGAGGGAAUUUGCCUUCCAACUUGAUCGAAAAGUUCAUGUCGAUUCAGUAAAGGUCCGCGGUGUAGGUCGAAGUGGUAUUUUCGCGGAGACCAAAUCUCCAUACCCAUUACUGGAAGACGUGAAGGACCGUCACCUUCAAUAUCUGCAAGGAAAAGAGAACCAACGUACUUUCAUUCACGGCACAUGGCAAGAAAUACCCGUCUUCAAGUUGGAUGCCGUUGAGAGGCCUAGUCAGUUGCAAGGCCCAGCGUUGCUCAUCGAUGCUACCCAAACCAUCUUUGUCGAGCCCAACUUCGAUGCAUAUCUUCUUCCAGAUCAUGUUAUGCUUGAGAAGAGAUCUACAGUUUCUCAAGAUGUCAUCCCUUCAAUCUCUGAAAAUAUCGACUCGAUUCAAUUGUCCAUUUUAUCCCAUCGCUUUAUGUCAAUCGCCGAACAAAUGGGCCAUACACUGCAGCGUACAUCCAUUUCCACAAGUAUCAAAGAGCGCCUGGACUUCUCCUGUGCCAUCUUUUCGCGAGAUGGCAAAUUGGUCGCAAAUGCCCCACAUAUCCCCAUCCACCUUGGAAGUAUGCAAUAUGCAAUCCAAUAUCAACAUCGCCUUUGGGAGGGCAAACUCAAGCCCGGUGAUGUUCUUCUGAGCAACCAUCCUGAGUGUGGUGGAACCCAUCUCCCAGACUUGACAGUCAUCACCCCCGUCUUUGUGGAUGGAGAGCCCAGUGUUGCGUUCUAUGUUGCAGCUCGGGGCCAUCAUACCGACAUCGGCGGUCUUGGAAUCACAUCCAUGAUGCCCGGCUCAAAGGAGCUGUGGGAAGAGGGCUUCAAUGUCCGCUCAAUGAAAAUUGUCGACAGUGGGAACUUCCUCGAAUAUGAUGUGCGCAAAGCAUUUUUAGCAGCAGGAGACUUCCCCGGCUGUAGUCCGACUCGUCGACUGGAUGACAACAUUUCUGAUAUCAAAGCUCAAAUAUCCGCGAAUCAACGUGGUAUAUUAUUGUUGCAAAGCCUGUGCUCUCAAUUCAGCUUCGGCUUCGUAUCUCGUUAUAUGAACGCUAUUCAAAUGAAUUCGGAGGUCGCGGUUCGAGACUAUCUCAAAAAGGUUGCCCAAUCCAAGCCCAUGCCUUUAACAGCCAGUGACAGCUUUGAUGACGGGACUGUGAUCAAGGUAUCUAUCUCAAUCGACGAGUCGGGUGGCGCAAUCUUCGAUUUUGCGGGCACUGGUCCUCAGAUGUGGGGUAACUAUAACUGCCCGAUCUCCAUCACCCAUUCCGCUGUGAUAUACAGUAUUCGCUGUCUAGUUGAUGUCGAUAUUCCUCUCAAUGAUGGAUGUCUCGCGCCCAUAGAUAUCCAGAUUCCUCACGGCUCCAUCCUACGACCCAGUGCCUCCGUUGCAAUCUGCGGUAGUACCCUAGCAAGCCAGAGAGUCAUCGAUACAAUCUUGAAGGCAUUUGAAUGUUGUGCUGCGUUUUCCGGGUGUGCGAACAGCUUUGGUUGGGGAAUGGGUGGGAAAAAUCCCCACACCGGUGCUAUUGAGCCUGGGUGGAGCUAUGGUGAGACAGUCGGAGGGGGUUGUGGUGCAGGUCCGGGUUGGCAUGGAGAGCAUGCUAUCCAGGCACACUCCACCAACACAAAGAUCACUGAUGCGGAGGUUGUGGAGAAGCGGACACCUGUCAUUAUCCGUAAACAUGCCAUCAAUCCUGGGACGGGCGGUAAUGGUCAGUAUAGAGGUGGGGAUGGUGCAGUGCGGGAAGUUGAAGCUCGGGUUCCGCUGAAGUUCAGCAUUCUCAGUGAUCGCCGUGUCUUCGCGCCGUAUGGCAUGGAUGGAGGUCGGUCCGGACAAGUUGGAAAGAAUUAUGUGUUCAAGUGGAAUGAUGACCGAACGGUACUUGAGAAGAUAUCACUAGGUGGCAAAGCCGCUCUCUCUCUAGAAGCUGGGGAGAUUAUGCAGGUCAACAGUCCAGGCGGUGGAGGUUGGGGCUUGGAGUGA
Molecule: messenger RNA, 3807 nt
Organism: Penicillium longicatenatum
Lineage: Eukaryota; Fungi; Ascomycota; Eurotiomycetes; Eurotiales; Aspergillaceae
Exons: 2
Coding region: 1-3807 (1268 amino acids)
Biological process (GO): glutathione metabolic process
Cellular component (GO): cytosol
Molecular function (GO): 5-oxoprolinase (ATP-hydrolyzing) activity
Source: RefSeq, a predicted model, not a curated record